AUGGCAUCCAACGACGACAAGAUUUCGGCUUCUCACGCACCUUCAGCACAAGUGCCCGAGACCCAGCCAGCAACGAAUCAGCCUCACCACCACCACCACCACCACCAUCAUGAAGAGCUUCAGGUGAUACCCAUUGACCAGGAGGCAAUCAUCGAUGCUGAACACAUCGACCUCAGUUGGAGGUCAUGGCUUGUGGUGUUGAUCACCUGCUUCGCAAUCACCGCCCAGGUUUUCGUCGUGGUUGCUGCCGGGUCGGUUAUUGCAUUCAUCGUCCGUGACCUCGGUGACGGCGCCAUCGCCGGCUGGAUCAUCCAGGGCCCGCUGCUUAUGCAGAGUGUGUUGUCGCCUCUCGUCGGCAGACUGUCUGAUGUCCUCGACCGCAAGUACAUGGCUGCCGUGCCUCCGCUGCUUGCCUUCGUAGGUGCUGUUAUAUCGGCCAAGGCGACUUCCAUGAGUAUGCUCAUCGGGGGUGGCAUUCUCAUCGGCACGACACUGGCGACCAUCUCUAUCGUUCAAGCCAUCCCCUCGGAGAUUCUGCCCCUGAAAUACCGAGCUGUGGCCAACGGCCUUGCUUUCAUAGCCGGCGCCCUUGGUGGACUGAUUGGUUCCCUCGGCGCCGGUGCGCUCACUAACAUAGAUGCUGGCGGCUGGCGAUACAUCUUUUGGAUGCAAGCUGGCUUCCAUGGACUGACGUCCCUGGGCAUCUUCCUCUUCUAUUGGCCGCCAAAGAAUAGAGAGUUCCCGAGAAUGACCGUCAAGGAAUACAUCUGGGCCUGUGAUCCAAUCGGGUCUGUGCUUUUUGUGGCGAGCACCACACUGAUGCUACUGGCCCUGAACUGGGCUGGAGGGGCAUACAAAUGGUCAGACCCCCAUGUGGCCGCACCUCUUGGGAUUGGAUGCGGCCUGCUAGUCCUGUUUGCAUUGUAUGAAUGGAAGGGCCGUUCGGAUGGACUUGUUGCGCACGUCUUCUUCCGAAAGAAUGCAAACUUUGCAUUGUCCGUCUUCGCCUUUACGGUGGAGGGAUGGAUCUUUUACAGCGCAGUGAAUUCGAUUGUGCCGCAGAUCAUCCUCAACCUCGGGUUCGAGACAAACUCGUGGAGGAUUUCUGUUCGACAGCUUAGCUACACGGUAGUGACUAUGGUCGCGUCCAUACCGAUUACCUGGUAUUCCACUCGCUUCAAGGAUCUCAGGUCGCCUCUAGUCGUCACCUUUGUCAUUUUUCUCGUCGUUUCCAUCUGCUACGCAACCAUCAGGCCGUCCUGGAACACCCCGCAGAUCGUCUUCGCUGUUCUCGCCGGCAUCGGGCAGUCCGGCCCCCUCACGCUCCUGGUCGCCUGCGUGCAGUUCACCGCCCCGCACGCAUUCCUGUCCACAGCCACGGGGCUGGCCUUCUCGGCGCGCGCCAUCGGAGGUGCCUUUGGCUCCGCCGUCCUCGACGCCAUCAUCAAGGGCCGCCUGGACUCCCACUACGCGCCUGCCGUCACGCAGGCCGCUCUCGACGCCGGACUGCCGGCGGCAUCCGUGCCGGCGCUGCUCAAGGCUCUCGCGGCCGGCGAGUUCGCCGGCGUGGACGGCGCCACGGCAGCUGUCUGGACGGCGGCUGGAGAGGCGAGCAAGUGGGAAUAUGCCCAUGCGUACCGACUCGCCUGGGCGAGCAUCAUCCCAUUCGUGGCGCUGGCUGUCGUGGCCGUCGCCUUCCUCAAAGGCGUCAAGGAGUUGAUGACCGAGAAGGUAGAGGCGACGGUAGAGCAUGUCCCCGAAGUCAGCGAUGCCAAGGGGGCGUAA
Thyridium curvatum is the source of this 1785-nucleotide messenger RNA. RefSeq lists its product as uncharacterized. Gene Ontology annotation, molecular function: transmembrane transporter activity. The transcript is spliced from 6 exons. Lineage: Eukaryota; Fungi; Ascomycota; Sordariomycetes; Thyridiales; Thyridiaceae. Bases 1 to 1785 code for a protein of 594 amino acids. The record is from RefSeq and is a predicted model, not a curated record. Gene Ontology annotation, biological process: transmembrane transport.